CGCACUUUGAAGUGAGCUACCAGGACCAAGCUUCAAUUCCAAGCGUCUUACCGCUCACAAAAAAAAAAAAAAUCAUUGGUCUGCUUUAGAUCUUUGAAGGGUCAUCAACAUUCGUUUACAGCUUAGUAUGGAGAUUUCACGCUUGGUGAAAAGGAGCCACUUUUACAGUGUUGUUAUAGCACUUCUUCUGCUCCAGCCAAGUAUGGGAGCAUAUAUUGAAGAUGGGAUACUCCCCACGCAUUUGUGUGCUAUUACCAGAGGCAUUAUCCACUAUGACAAUGAGUUAACAACCUGGACCGAUAACGAAAAGCGUAAUCCUUUCAAUACCUUCAGGGACGACUCAUCAGUUUGGUCUCCUCAGUUUUCGUACACUUCACUAGAGUGGAAAAGAGCGCAGAUGAACUUGGGAAUAAGAAUGGUAAGUGAACUUUUCCUACAAUGA
Messenger RNA from Limulus polyphemus (Atlantic horseshoe crab), 442 nucleotides. RefSeq lists its product as uncharacterized. Bases 128 to 442 code for a protein of 104 amino acids. NCBI's taxonomy places the organism in Eukaryota, Metazoa, Arthropoda, Merostomata, Xiphosura, Limulidae. The record is from RefSeq and is a predicted model, not a curated record. The transcript is spliced from 6 exons.